Molecule: messenger RNA, 6635 nt
Organism: Petromyzon marinus (sea lamprey)
Lineage: Eukaryota; Metazoa; Chordata; Hyperoartia; Petromyzontiformes; Petromyzontidae
Gene: HEMK1
Product: HemK methyltransferase 1, mitochondrial release factors N(5)-glutamine
Biological process (GO): protein methylation
Cellular component (GO): mitochondrion
Molecular function (GO): protein methyltransferase activity; nucleic acid binding; metal ion binding
Source: RefSeq, a predicted model, not a curated record
GACAGGCCACGUGCGUGGUAGUGGGGGGACAGGCCACGUGCGUGGUAGAGGGGGGACAGGCCACGUGCGUGGUAGAGGGGGGACAGGCCACGUGCGUGGUAGAGGGGGGACAGGCCACGUGCGUGACAAGCGGACGGAUCGGAGACAGCGCGGCGUGGUGCAUCGAUGCCAAGUCGUCUCGCUGAAAAUUUUCCCGGCCAUCAAACAAAGAAUCCUGCAACACUUACGAAUUGUCACCGACACCACCACCAUCACCUAUAACAAUGAAGCGGAUCGUGAAACCGAUCCAGACCUGGAUCAGCAUCGCCCCACGCACACUGCAGGGCACAGCGCCGUGCCCUGGCUGGCACCGGCCGUCACUAAACAAUUUAGACCCCCGCAGAAGUUUUCCAGACGGUCCGUCCAUCAUUCCCCUGGCGGCGGGGUCCAUUGAAAGCGCAGGCAGUGGCACGUCGUUUCAGAGGCCGUGCCAAGAACGAUCUCGGGCCAGCCUGCGGUGUCGGGGUCAGGCAGCCCGGCAAAGGAGCGGGGCACGACCCGGAACAUCGGGGCACGGCGGCCUCGCCGGGCUGAGGCGGUCCUCGCCUCCGCGAGACUUCUCGUCCUGGAUUUGGUCUCCGCGCGCCGGCCGUCCUGUGCCCCCCAUCGAGAGUGAAAUGACGCGGGCGUGGUCGGCGACCGCGCCUCGAGCCAGGCGGGCGUCUGGAGCCGGGGCGGCCGAGGGUGCGGGAGGGGACGAUGGCGACGGUCGUGGCGGCUGUGGCGGCGGGGGCGAAGGCGUGGGAGGGCGCGGGAGAGGGGAGACGGCGCUGGGCUGCGUCCGCUCGUGGAGCAGACGAUUCCGAGCGGCGGGAAUCUCCGAGCCGUGGGAGUCGGCCGCCUACAUUGUCGCGCACGUGCUUGGGGCUAAGACGAUCGCGAGCCUGGGCAGGGCCGUGCUGACUCGGCCGAUCACCGCGGAGGCGCAAGCGAAGGUCCGGGAGCUCUGCUGUCGACGUCUCAUGAGCAUGCCUGUGCAGUACGUGAUCGGCCAGUGGGACUUCAUGGAUCUCACCCUCAAGAUGAGGCCGCCAGUCCUCAUCCCAAGGCCGGAGACAGAGGAGCUGGUGAGUGCCGUGCUGGGCUCAUCGCUGGUGGCCGCCGGAGAGCAGGGAGGGCCCUACCGGGUUCUGGACAUCGGCUGUGGGAGUGGAGCCAUCUCCCUCGCGAUCCUGAGCGCCUCUCCCUUGGCGAGCUGCGUCGCCGUCGACAAGAGUGCGGACGCCGUGGCCCUCGCUCGAGAAAACGCCGAAGACUUGAGUCUCCAAGACAGAUGCAGCGUCGUGCAGUUGGACAUCACCGCCGCUCACGCCACCGAGGCCGUGGGAGCGCUGGGCCCGUUCGACGUCCUCGUCAGCAAUCCCCCCUACGUGUUCACCGGCGACAUGGCCGCCCUGCAGCCCGAGAUACGCAGUUUCGAGGAUCCGGCUGCUUUGCACGGCGGUGAAGACGGAAUGGACUUAAUCAAAGUUGUCCUCACUCUGGCCGCGGAGGUCGUGAAGGAUAAUGGACUGGUGUGGCUGGAAACGGAGCCCAGGCACCCGGCCAUGAUCCGCAAGUGGCUGCAGCAGCAGCAGCUUGCGCUGGAGUUUGUCGAGACGCGCCGCGACUUCCUCGGACACUCACUGGUCGUCACGGGUCGGUGAAGGACUGGAGGAGUGUAGCCGUGGGGAACAUAGAAGUGCGGCCAAGGUUCUGCGUACUGCGGAGGAAAGCGCGGGCGGGCGGGCGGCUGUCGGGGGCGACGCACGUCUGACGAACGGUUCCGCAGGGGGGCCCCGGCGGGGACAGAUUCUCCACCGACGCAGAGCGGCCGAGCGAGCGGGCGGGGAGUUGCAGGAAGCGAGAGGGAAGCGUCCUCGCAUCUCGGGAGAAGGGCCGGCACCCCCUCCCCGCCCCUCCGCACCCCACCUCAAAGCCUGAGCCGAGAGAACAAAUAUUUAAACAGCUCGGCAGGAGAAAUAAACGAGUACACAUCAUCUCGCCGUGGGCGACCGAACGCCGCUGUGCUCGAGCGGAGCACAUCACGCGCGGGUGACGACGACGCCGCCGCCCGUCGCCUGCCGGGAGAGACGCCGCGCCGCUGGCCACGACGGCCAACAUCUCGCGGUUGGGACUCCCGCCGAGAGGAGAAGAUUCCUUCCCCCGCCCGAUAAACGUCCUGCACGCGCUCCUCGACGCGAUACAAGGGCCAUUCUGCGCCGACGCCGUGGGGCGGAGGAGGCCUGAAGCGUGUUCCAGCCCGACAGAUUUUGUCCCCCCCCCCCCCCACCGUUUACUGGGAACGUUUAAAACAUUUAUAAUUGAAGGAGAAUAGCAGGGGCGUUCUCAUAAACAAUUUUACAUCUUCACAGUGCACGCGCGCCAAAAUUAGUGCCAAGUGUGUAACGUCUAAUAUUUUAAAAUGAAUCCUUCUUCCAGAUGACAAGGCAUUAUUCCAGGAACUUUAAGCCACUGCAAUUCAAUAAAUUAAAAAUGUAAAAAAAAAACAGAUAUUGCAUUCAUUGCGUGCUUCAAGCCCUCUGCCAGUUUUCAUUCUGGCAGUUUGGCAACGAAUUCUGUUUGGCUUUUACGAGCUCGUGAAACGAGUCGGUGGAGCGGAGGGGUAAGCGACGGCGGCCCCGCUGCAGAAUCCUUCCCACCCACACCCCCCACGCCCCACACGCCCCCCCCCGCAACCUCCAGGCUUUCCGAGAAAGCGACCAUAAAACUGGCGUCUGAUGCCGUUCCUGGAAAAUCGCAGUAGGGCGCUGUCCGUGGUAGGCCUGUGACUUGCAGUUGGUGCUUAGUGCGUGCACGCGUGUGUGCGUGCGAUUGUGGGUGCGUGUGAGUAGGUGUGUGCGUGUGCGCUUGCUUGUGUGUACCAAGUGUGCGUGUCCGAGCGUGCUCUUGUGUCCGUGCGUGUGACCGAGCGUGUUUCUGCGGGGUUUGCGUUCGUGCGGGUGUCCGUGCGAGUGUGCGUGUCUUUGAGCGUGCGCUUGUGUGUCGUGAGUUUGUGCGCGUGCGUGUGUUUGUGCGCGUGCGUGUGUUUGUGCAAGUGUGGGCGACGACAUUUCUUGCGUGUUGUGUCUACGCGCGUGCGUGCUUGUGUUGGCACAUGCGUCCGCACGCGCGCGCGCGCGCAGCAUAUGCUCGUGCGUCUUCGCGCACAUGUGCGCCCGCGCGUACAGGCGCACGGGCGCUCGGCCGCCCGUAUGUGCGUGAGACCGCGUCUGCGCGGGGCGGGCGGCUGAGACUCUGCGGGUUGGGUUGAAGCCAGGCCUGCAGUCUGAUACCCCUGGCGACUGCCACAACCCUCCCAGGAUUACAAACAAGCAUUUUUUUUUUCACCUACCCAAAUGCAUUCUGCGCCGUAAUUUACGGUAAUAUCCCAUCCCGAGACAACACGGGGUGGCGGGAGGGGGGGCGUGCAGGAACCGCCCGACCUCCCAGAAGAUUUUUGCUCACCGUAAAAUACCUGCACGUCACGGCCACGUGGCUCUCGCUGCCGAGCCCACGUCUCCCACCCCGCGGAGCGGCACGUUUCUGCUGGAGUCCCAAAUCCUAAAGGGCCUGCGAUCAGGACCCCGCGGCGUUCUAGCGCCGCCGCCACCUCCGCGAUCGAUGUGUCUCUGUGCCUGGAAAGCCGAGCCCCACCCCCGUCCACCCCUGCCCGCCGUGUGCGUCACCGGCCAGAAGCCCCCCGCGCGGCCCGGCCGAGACAAGAUUUGGAAGCGGCCCGUGCACCCUGUGCCAAACAAUAUGGCCGUUUUUGUCGGUUUUUAAGUGAAACCGAAAAUGAUCGUUAAAAGUAACAAUAAUCACAGUGGUUGGUGCCGUCGCGCGUUGUGGAGUUGAACACAUUGCGAGCCGAGCGAAUGGAAUUUUUUUUUUUUAAGAAAGCGUUCGAGGCCUAGAAAGAAGAAAAAAACACCCCGCUAAACUUGUGGUUUAACCACAUGGCGGUUGGGUCUGUGGCGCCAUGAACGUGCCCUUUUUUUCUAGCGUGCUGGCGAGCGCGUUCGGUCUGGCCCUGGCUCUCAGAGAGCUAGUCCCACAGUAACACUCAAUGCGGCGACGCCAUUCGGUGCAGGGAUUCCAACGGCAGUGCGUCAAAGUGUCUCCGGAUGCUCAAUUAUGAAACGUUGUCUUUGGGGUCACGUCGAACUACGGACUCGUGGUGUGCAUGAGACCUGUGGUCGUCUCGCUCAAGUGGAAACUUACUGCGGCACACAUUCGAGAGGAGGGAAACUGACAAAAAUAAAUGGUAGGCGAUUAAAACUUUGAAAAACAGAAACGGACUUGAAACUUAAAAGAAAACAAUGGAUUUCUCUUUGGCAAACUCGUCGUUCAUCGGUGGGUUCCCAUAGAUUUGUGGAAUUUCCACAACUGGUGCAGAGCUACAAUCACGGCAUUUCAAGUUGGCUUAGUUUUUUCUGCUCGGGAAAGUGCUGUUUGAGUCGGAGAGGAUUUGGUAAAUCAAUAGGGUUAAUACUUUUCUUUUUUUAAAUACAGUAUACAUUAAAAAAUUGUAUCCCAACAAAAUCCUAGACAUGUAUUUAAUAAAUUAUAACAAUAAAAUUAUAGAUUACUCUCAACCCAAUAGAUGAAGGCUUUGCCAUGGCCUUUUCAGUGCUGGGGUUUUAUUUUUUAUCAUACUUCACGCUGGUGCGUGCGGGUUGGUGAAUGCAGGGAGAGGAGGGCAGGGCUGGUUCCGAUAUCACUCGCCACUGCUGUUGGCCAAGGCUCGAAUUGAACUUGAGGGGUCACCGGUGUGAUAGCGCAGCGCGCUAACCGCUGCGCGGCCGCUCCACCCCACUCGAGGCGAGGGCAUGCGUCAGCGCUUCUUUAAUGAUUAUUAUUUUGUUCUCAAAGUGCCUCCAGGACACGGCGAUGAUGAGAAGAAAAUAGAAGUAAUUAUUUUUUUAAUGCGUAUGUGGAAUAAUUCUUCAUACUUGUAAUUGAAAAGCCAAUGCAUAAUAAUAAUGUCCCUAGGAAGCAAAGCGAUAAUAAUACCCCGCAUUUCAACCUACGGUGCUGCGCAAUUAGUAAACAGUGACCGAUUACUUUGUUGCGAAUCUUAACGUUCGCGUCGCCGACCGUUGACGUAGCAGAGGGCCUGUCGCAAUCCUAGCGCUCGCCCUUUAAGCCGCUCGGGAUGGAUUGUGGAGAAACCCAUGAGACCUGACGGUGGAAUUUAAAUGUCUAUCUGGUGCGAGGGAGCGAUGCGCCGUUGCUCGUGGCACAGACCGCUCACAACCGCCACGCAAUAAACACUCCCGAGCUUAAUAAAAAUGGUUUUGCGUGACAGCAUAAUUGCGCGGGGUAUUAUUAUUUUUUCUUAAAAGACAAUUCCAAAAAUAACUCUUCCGAAAUUACUCCCAAGUUAUUGGAAGAGCCACGAGCAGAUUUAAUGCGGCACUAGACAAAACAGCCCGUGUAAUCCUUGAUGGGAUUUGUGCCAAGUUUUUCAUGAAAUUAUUUAUUUCGUCACACGUGCGGUGUAUGCAACGCGCGCGCAUCACCGAGUCCGAUCCGUUCCAUUAUUUAUGGAUGGGAGGUCGGGGGACAACGUCGAGGCAGCCGUUGUGGCUUUCCGAGGGGAAAGAAUUGCGAAGAAUGCACGGCGCACGGGAAAUGUGUUUUCUGCAGAAAAGGCACAAACAAAGAAUGGAAACGACCAUAAAUCACGAUAAUGAAUAAUAACUAGAGCGGUGCAAAUAUUAACCCGGCGGCAGAAAACGAUUUGAUUUUCUUACCAAAAUAAGUUGACGCGCGCGUGCGGAGACGGCGACAGAGCACGCGCGAAAUAUAAAAAAUAAAAAGUAAAAUGACGAGUCGGAAGCUUGCGGGAUUUCCUCUGCGAGAGGAAGAUAUAAAAUCUGGUCAUGUUGGCCGAGGGCCUUGGCGAGGAGGGGAAUGGGGUUGCACGCGAUGCUUCACCUUGAGCCUGCACUCACCGCGUCGUUUGAGAGGGUAAAAGGCGCAGGCCCUGCAACAGUGUGCGUUGUUCACGCCGCUGCUGGUCGAAGGGCCUCCGCUUGAGGAAGGCUCUAGAGAGAGAGAGAGAAAAGCCCCCUUCUCGAAUGGUUAUUUGGUCUGCUCUUCCACACCGGCCGGACGUCUUGAAAGAGGUGCAAGUUGCCACACUUUACCCUCCCCCCCCCCCCCCCCACGGCAUGCCACCUGCUGUCCGACUAACCCGUUUCUACGGCUGGGUGGACAUGUGGGGCCAGGAGGUUUAAAGAAACUUGCCGCGCCGGGGAAGCGAAUCAAACCGUCGCCCUCUGGAUCGCCGGCGCGGGUGUGCUCACCGUUACGGCGCGACAGCAGCGUCUCGUUACGCUCCAGCAGCUGCUGAUGAACAAAACAAAAUAAUCUACUCGUGUGACUAUACUUCACCUCCCAUACACUGGCUCCCUAACCAAAAUCUCCCCGUGCCCACUGUCUCGGUAACGUAAUGAGUGUUGGGCUAAUGCAAUCCCAUCCCUUCUCUCGAGCGUUAUUAAAACACUCUCCCUCUGAAUUAUAUUCUUCACGAAGAGAAGCGAGAGCGCAUGAACUGUCAAGAUCAUUUUCUCUCUCUGCGACAGUAAAAACGAAAACAUUUGAUUUCA